Molecule: messenger RNA, 1776 nt
Organism: Cylindrotheca closterium
Lineage: Eukaryota; Bacillariophyta; Bacillariophyceae; Bacillariales; Bacillariaceae
Source: the annotation of a GenBank genome assembly
AUGAAGUCUUGCAAAUAUUCACCACUCGCCGUGUCUUUGAUGGUAGUGUUUACAGCAGCACCGCUGAUACAUGGCUUUCAAUCAUUCCCCACUCCUCCUUCUCUUUCAUUCCAACAAUUCCGAUCAAGGAGUCUUCAUGGCAGUACCACACCACCACAAAGAUCAGUCGUUGGAGGAAUCAAACGACGCAGACAAAGAACUGCAAUGCCACCACCACUGUUUGUCAUUGAACGGGAAGCGGAACUCAGUCCAUCCGACGACAAGGUAGUGAAUGAUGAUGACGACGACGACGAGAUCCUAUCAUCACCAACGACAACGACAACAGAAAAAGACGGCGAUGAAACUGCAACCUUUGAUCUUUCCAAUUUUGUCAAGGAUACCAUAUUUCUGGGGAUCGAUCCAUCCCCAGAUGUCAUUGCCAUUGCCUCCAUUUACUUUGUGGAAGGUGCCUUGGGUUUGGCCCGAUUGGCCCAAACGUUUUUGUUAAAAGACGAACUCCACUUGGGACCGGCCGAAUUGAGUGCCCUGACGGGUCUCUUUACCUUGCCCUGGACCAUCAAGCCACUCUAUGGCUUUUUGAGUGACGGAAUUCCAUUGUUUGGAUUUCGACGACGAUCUUACCUCAUAUUGUGUGGACUGUUGGGAGCCUUUAGUUAUACCUUGGUGGGAAACUCGUUUUUUGGACUACUGCCGUCCACAGCCGAUGGUACCAGCAACUCUCUACUCAUUCCUUCGACAGUGGCCGCCUUGAUUGUCAGCAGUGCUUGCAUUGCCUUUUCCGAUGUCGUGGCCGAUGGCAUUGUCGUGCAAAAGUCACGCGAUUCCCAAGAUCCCAAGUUGGCGGGCAGCUUGCAAAGCAUUUGUUGGGGUUCCGCGGCCAUUGGUGGUUUGUUAUCAGCCUACUUUUCGGGGAGUCUCUUGGAAGUCAUGAAGCCGCAAGACGUUUUUCAGAUUACCGCCAUCUUGCCAUUUGCCGUGGCGUCGAUUGCCUUUUUGAUUGACGAAAAGCCAGUGGGGAGUAUGGAUACGGACACGGGCCUCAUUGUCGAAGGAUCCCCGAACAUCCAAACCCAGCUUGAUUCCUUGUGGCAGGCCAUCAAACAACCUUCCAUUUAUAAACCUGCUCUCUUUCUGUUCUUAUGGCAAUCCACUCCGACCAGCGAUGGUGCCUUUUUGUUUUUCAUGACGGACGAAUUGGGCUUUGGUCCGGAAUUUUUGGGUAGAGUCCGUGUGGUGUGUGCCGUGGCCAGUCUGUUUGGGGUUUGGUUGUACAACUCGUAUCUCAAAACGAAACCCAUCAAGGACAUUCUCCUGUGGUCUUCCAUUUUGUCGACACCCCUUGGUUUAUCAUCCUUGUUGUUGAUUACGCACGCCAAUCGAUCACUGGGGAUUCCCGACGGUGCCUUUGUCUUUGGUGACGAUGUGGCACUGAGUAUACUAGGAGAGAUUGCCUUUUUACCGACCUUGGUCCUGGCGGCCCGCUUGUGCCCUCCUGGAGUGGAAGCCGUCUUGUUUGCUACCCUGAUGAGCGUCAACAAUGGGGCAUCCACACUGGGAACGGAAAUUGGGGCCCUCUUGACGAAACAAUUGGGAGUGACGGAAACGAAUUUUGAUAAUUUGGGAUUGUUGACUGUCAUUUGCAAUCUAAGUUCGUUGUAUCCAUUAUUGUUCAUUGGGUGGCUGGACGAAGUGGGGGGCAAAUCGGAAGAAGAAUUGGAACAAGAACAAGAGCAGCAAGCAUUGGCCAUGGAAAAUGGGGAAUUGUCCGACGAAUAA